GCUAAAUCAAUAAAUUAAGUACCUUUCAAAGUAACCCAAAUAGUUAAAGGAAGCAAACACGAAAUCGGUUUGAACAUAUAUGCAAUUUUCUUUGUAGAAAUCGUGGACUUUUAUUUGUUUAUAUUUUUUUUUCUUUUAGAAAAUCCCUCAAUGACCAAGUCUACCAAUCUUUUUCUUAGAACAAUUAUCCAAUUGUUUUUUGCUUAGAAAUAAAUAAUUUCAAUUAUCUAACUAAUCUUCCAUUACCUUGCCAAUGGAUGCUACCUACUGCCAUAGACAUUUAUGCAACAAACAAGCUUUUGCUUCAGCGGUUGGAUUUGGACUACUUAUCGGAAACAAAAUGGUAUCGAAAACCAGAUUUUGGUAUCCUUUUAUCCUGCUGAUGUUCUUAUGUGCUGGUGCUGCAAUGGACACAAUCAGACCAGGCAACCACUUGAAUAGCUCAACAACAGUGGUUUCAGUUGGUGAAAUGUUUGAGUUGGGAUUUUUUCAACCUACAGAUUCAGAACAUUACUAUGUGGGAAUUUGGUACAAGAAUAUCAAGGAAGAUCCAGUGGUUUGGAUAGCGAACCGGGAUUAUCCGGUCACUGCUUCGGCUUUUUUCUGCAUAAGCGAUGAUGGCAACCUUGAGAUUAAGCAAGGUAGGAUCAUUUACAGGGUGACAGAUAUGACAUUACCUAAUGCAAAUGUGACUGCUACAUUGUUGGAUUCAGGCAAUCUUAUUUUGAGAGAUGAAAAUUCUAGCAUAUUAUGGCAAAGCUUUGAUUUCCCUUCUCAUACUUACUUGCCCGGUAUGAAACUCGGAUACGAUACAAGGAUUCAGAGCACUUGGUCGUAUGUCUCGUGGAAGAGCUCCAAUGACCCGAGUCCUGGAAAUUUCACCCUCAAAUUGGAUUCCGGACCUGAAAAACAGAUCAUGAUCAUGAACGGAGAUGCGAUAUACUGGAGAUCAUAUAGGUCAUGGGGAGAUAGAGACAACUUCUUUGAAUUCCCUGUUGAAACAAGGUUGAACAUGUACAACUUUAGCUUUGUUUCGGAAUCUGAUACGGCUUAUCUCACUUACAACAUCUAUACGAAUGACACGAUCAGUCGAUUCACGAUCGACGCGACGGGACAACUGAGGCAACUCUUAUGGUUAGACAACGAAUGGAGCGUGUUGAACAGUCAACCGAUGCAACCGUGCGAAGUAUACGCUUACUGUGGUGCCAAUUCGAGCUGCAGCAACAUGUCAUCACCAAUUUGUAGUUGUUUACCAGGAUUCAAACCGAGUUCGGUUGAGUUUUGGAACAAUGGAGAUUUCAAAGAAGGAUGCUCAAGGAAAAAUGAAUUGCAAUGUGGCACUGGCAAGAACGAUGGAUUUCAUAUGCUUACUAAAGUAAUAUUGCCACAAAAACAUCUGACACAAGAGGUUCAAAGCUUUGGUGACUGCAGGUCAUCCUGUUUGAGUAACUGCUCGUGUUCCGGUUUUUCGUAUACCGAUCGGAAUUGCUCGAUAUGGACUGGAGAACUAAUCAAUUUGCAGCAGCUACCAGUUAAUAAUAGCUCUGGAACAGAUUUUUAUCUCAAACUAGCAGCAACCGAUUUGGAGACUAAAAAAGAAAGCUCAAGUAACACGAGGAAAACAGUUAUUGUAUCAGUGACAGUAACUAUGACAGUUUUUACUUCAGCAUUUUGCAUUUGGCAAGUGAAGGUGAAGAGAGAGAAAAUAAAAGGGCAAGACUUGUUAUCAUUUGAAGUUACUAUGAGUCCAUCACAUACCAAAAAGGAACAAUGUAAAGGAAGAUGGCAAGUGGAACAUGAGAAGGAAGUGGAAAUUCCAUUAUUCAGCUUUUCCAGUGUAUCUGCUGCUACUGAUAAUUUCUCAUUCUCAAAUAAACUUGGAGAGGGUGGUUUUGGACCUGUAUACAAGGGAAAAUUAUUGAAAGGGGAUGAAGUAGCAGUGAAAAGGCUGUCAAGACAAUCUGGGCAAGGUUGGGAUGAGUUAAAGAACGAAGCAAUGCUAAUAGGCAAACUCCAACACAAAAAUCUCGUCAAACUUCUUGGUUGUUGCAUUGAAAGAGAUGAAAAGAUUCUUAUCUAUGAGUAUUUGCCCAAUAAGAGCUUGGAUACUCUUCUCUUCGGUACCAAUGCAAUGGUUACACUACCUUGGAAAACUCGAGUUCGAAUCAUCGAAGGGAUUGCUCAAGGUCUUCUUUAUCUCCAUCAAUAUUCCAGGGUUCAAAUUAUUCACAGGGAUUUGAAGGCCAGCAACAUUUUGUUGGAUGAAGAUAUGAACCCUAAAAUUUCGGACUUUGGGAUGGCUAGAAUUUUUGGAGGCACAGAACAACGAGCAACUAAACGGAUUGUUGGAACUUAUGGUUACAUGGCUCCUGAAUAUGCUUUGGGAGGCGUCUUCUCAGUGAAAUCAGAUGUCUUCAGCUUUGGAGUUUUGUUGUUAGAGAUUUUAAGUGGCAAAAAGAACACCGGUUUCUAUCUAAGCAAUUCUCUCGAUCUCAUUGGAUAUGCAUGGGAUCUUUGGACAAGCAAGAGGCCACUAGAGUUUAUCAACCCUGAAACGCAUGAUACGUAUUGUCCAAUUGCAGCAACUAGAUACAUGAAUAUUGCACUCCUUUGUGUUGAAGAACGAGCGGCCAACCGACCGACAAUGUCGGACGUUGUCAUGAUGUUGAACAAUGAACUCACUGUCUUACCUUCUCCGGUGCAACCGGCUUUCUCGAAUGCCCGAAAUGUCCAAGAUUCAAGUCAGAGCAUCCCAGAAACCUCUCAAAAUAAACUUACAAUCUCGGUUAUUACUAAAAGCUUCUCAUUAAUGGAGAUUCUUUGGUGGUCGACUCUCUUUUUCUUCUUCAUUUUCAAAGCCUCAACAAUGAAAAUCAUCACUCCGGGUGAUUUCAUUAAAGAUGGCGGUGAAACACUUGAAUCCGAAAAUGGAACCUUCGAAAUGGGUUUUUUCAGUCCAGAGAAUUCGAACAACCGAUACGUAGGAAUAUGGUAUAAAUUUUCAAACACCACAGUCGUUUGGGUCGCUAACAGGGAAGUUCCGGUUUCAGAUAAUAAUGGAGUUUUAAGCUUAGACAACAAUGGAAUCCUCACACUUUUCAACGAAACCAACGGCGUCGUUUGGUAUACUAAUCCAAACACAUCAAGAACUCCCCAUGAACCUGUUUUACAGCUUUUCGAUUCAGGAAAUCUCGUAGUGAAAGAGAAAAACGAGGAUGAUUCAAAGAAUUUUUUCUGGGAAAGUUUUGAUUUUCCUUGUGAUAAUCUUUUACCAGGGAUGAAGAUUGGGAUAAACUUAAUCACUGGUUUCGAAUACUAUAUAUCGUCAUGGAAAUCAUCAGAUGAUCCAUCACAAGGUCAAUAUUCAUUAAGGAUGGAUCCUCAUGGUCACCCACAAGUUGUUUUGAAGAAAGGAUCGGAAACAGUUUACCGAGCAGGUUCAUGGGACGGUCAUUAUUUAUCAGCUCGGAAACCAGAUGAUAGUCCAAUUCCUUUGUAUUCAUAUAAUUUCGUGAUCAAUGAAAACGAAAUUUACUUCAAAUCGGAGCUGAAAAACAGUUCGUUUAUUUCCAGGUACGCAAUGGAUCCAUCUGGUUUAAUGCAGCGUUUCAUAUGGAACCAAAGGAAUGAAUGGCAAGUUUUCUCGACGGCACAAGCUGAUGGAUGUUCUACUUAUGGGUUAUGUGGAUCGUAUGCGAGUUGUAAAUCCGGUAGGUUUCCACUGUGUUCGUGCUUGGAAGGGUUUAAACCAAAGAGCUCGAUGAAUACGUCGGAUGGAUGCAGUCGGACGACGGAGUUGGAUUGUAGUGGAGAUGGGUUUUUGAAGCAGAGACGGUUGGCGUUACCUGACACAUCGAAAUCUUGGGCUAAUGGUAGCAUGAAUUUAAAAGAAUGCGAGGAAUUUUGUGUGAAGAACUGCGCUUGCACGGCGUAUGCGAAUUUGGAUGUUACAAAAGGGAGUGGAUGCUUGGUUUGGUUGGAUGAAUUGAUUGAUAUAACUGAGUUUUCACAGGAUGUCCAACCUCUUUACAUUCGAUUGCCUAUAUCUGAGCUAGAUAAAAUUCAAAGAAAAAUGGAAAAGAAGAAGGCAGUGAUAAUAGCCAUCUCCAUCAUAGUACCUAUGGGAUCCAUGGUAACAUUGUUUCUCUUAUACAAACUCAAGAAUAAUCUCAGCAACAAAGGUAAACCAACAUUUUCCCUCGACUUCUAUAUUCAGACACUUAUUUUCGACAUGUUUUACGAGUAA
Molecule: messenger RNA, 4246 nt
Organism: Gossypium arboreum
Lineage: Eukaryota; Viridiplantae; Streptophyta; Magnoliopsida; Malvales; Malvaceae
Product: G-type lectin S-receptor-like serine/threonine-protein kinase At4g27290
Exons: 10
Coding region: 254-4246 (1330 amino acids)
Biological process (GO): protein phosphorylation; recognition of pollen
Molecular function (GO): protein kinase activity; ATP binding
Source: RefSeq, a predicted model, not a curated record